Molecule: messenger RNA, 1623 nt
Organism: Cladophialophora psammophila CBS 110553
Lineage: Eukaryota; Fungi; Ascomycota; Eurotiomycetes; Chaetothyriales; Herpotrichiellaceae
Exons: 1
Coding region: 1-1623 (540 amino acids)
Biological process (GO): mitochondrial outer membrane translocase complex assembly; phospholipid transport; protein insertion into mitochondrial outer membrane
Cellular component (GO): SAM complex; ERMES complex
Source: RefSeq, a predicted model, not a curated record
AUGAUCGUGUUCAUGGACUACAUUGCCCACGCCUUCGGGACGGCGACCGAUUGGAAUCCUGACAACAGCUAUUCCUCUCUGACCGCAACGUCCGAUGCAUUACUCUCGUUCUACACUCCCUCGACAUUGUCGCUGCACGUCUCGUCUCUGAGCACCCCGAAUUUCGCAUCUUCAUAUACCUUGUCGACAUUGGGACACAUAGAUGGCUCCAUAUCCUACCUUUACUCUAGCAUCCCACUGGGCCACGUUCCUUCGGAAGCACCUAGCAUCCCCUUGAAAUAUUUGGCCCCGGGAUACAGAGAUAUAAGGCUGCCCCUCGCUUUCACACCGAAUAAAAAGAAGGACCUAUCGAAUAUCUUAAGCAAAGACGGUAGAAAGCCAAUCUUGCUGCGGGCGACUCUAGAGCUUCCCCCUCCAUCAGUUCUGUCGGCGCUAUAUGCACGCCGCAUCAGCCCGGAGACUCUCCUCUCCGUUUCAAUAUACAGCAAAUCGGUUUCCCCUCCAGUUACGAAUUCUGGCCCUCCACCAGCCUCGGUUCUUGCCCAUAUUCAACACGACGCAGGCCAGUAUUCAAUCGAGGGACUGGGCUCGACAGACAAUGGCAUCCUGGGGGUCAGAGGUCUCUGGAAUUUCGGUCUUAGCCCACCCAAGACGUCAACUGAUAUUUCGUCGACAGCCGAUCUACCGCCGCAAAGUCUAGGUGCACCUGAGAGCCUCACGGAAAUCCAUUCACCACGACUAGGGUUUCCGCCCCAAGCAGACACAUUGACCGCAUAUCAAAAUCGUCUUGGCUCGAAACCAUCCCUACUAUCCGCUGGUGCGGAAUUCUAUUACAGUCCUUUUUCACACGUCAUUGGCCUGUCGACGGGCCUGCGCUUCACCACGCUCACACCGCAUAUCACACGCUCGGAACAACCAUCGCCACCGCCUCGCCUGAAUCCUUUACCAAAUAAGCCGCUAGCAGGAACGUCUGCCGCCCUCCUCUCUACAGCGUCUCACACUUUACUCACUCCCUCAAACGUGCCGCAUUCUUCAUUUCCAUACACGAUGACCUUAACUCUAACUCCCCUCACGGGAUCGAUAUCGUCCACUUAUUCUGUACGGCCAACAUCGGCACUGUCCCUGUCGUCCAAAUUCGACUUCAAUUUUUAUUCAUGGGAGUCGCGAUAUGUUGUAGGUGGGGAGCUGUGGCGGCCUCGACGUCGGCCGAACUCUUCUUCCUCCGCUUUUUCCCGACACACAGACAACGACUCUACUGCCACCAGUUCUGACAACGAGACAGACGGGGAUCCAAUCCAAUGGGCUCGUACACUCACGAAAGACUGGUUCAGCCCGACGGAACGCGCUCUCAAGGAAGAACGGAUUGAACGGGAGGAAGAGAACGUGCUGAAUUUCCGAGUAGACGAUUCUUGGAAUGUCAAAGCGCUUUGGACAGGGAGGGUCAAGAGUUUGCUUGUCGAGGUUGGAUUCUCGGUGAAUCCUGUUACCGGAGCUGCGGCUGGUGGAACGAACGCGGGGGCCGGGAAAAAGACCCCUGGGAAGCCAGUUGGGACAGCGGUUGACGGAGGCGGAAUCAAGAAAUGGACGGGCAGCGUGGGUGUAAGCAUUGCCUACUCAACCUGA